GAGGUGGGCCUUGGACCAGAGAAAAUGCUUUAAUUAAGUGACAAGCGGGCAGAGGCCUCUGUUCCAGGUGCCGGCCGCCACGGGCGCUGCUGAUGGCACGGGAAGCAGACCCUGUUCCCCUCCAGCCUCCGGCGUUGGAAUGGCUGCCGCCGCGCGGUGCAGGUCUGGAAAGUAGCAGUUUGGCACGGGACCCUAGAAUUCUCCAAAAGGAGCCACUAGGGCCUGGGAUUCUGGAAUUUAAGUGUGGACGGGGUGGUGGGUGCGAGAGCGGAGACCCUGGUGGGCACGGGGACACCUGCAGGCUGGAGGCCCCCGCGAGCUCCCGCGGCAGCCUGGCAAACAGGUUCUCCAUCCCCGGGGAGGACGCAGCAGGGGGCGGAGAAUCGCCCCGCUCGCCGGGACCAGGUGCGGGGGCCCUGCCCAGCCGCUGGGGCGUGGCCAGGCUCGAGGUACCCAGGUGCCUGGGGCCGACUCUAAGCCCUGGCGCCGGGAAGGAGAGGGCGGCGGAUUGGACCUCCCGGCUCCAGCUUUGCAGCUGGGCGCGCGGCCUCCGGGUCCACGCAAGGAUGCGGCGGCUGCUUGGAAGCCAGGUAGGCUGCCCGGCGUGAAGCUCUCGUGCAGGUCAAUGCCGGGACGGCGGGGCGGGGCGCGGUUCCUUGCAUGCCGGAUCUGGGCAGCGGUGGGUCCAAGGGCCAUCGCCCUAGCCCGGGGCGCUAGGGCUCGGCGUCAGGGGAGGGGCGGGGCUCCAUCUUCUUGGCACCUGCCCGGCCCGGGAGGGCGGAGGCUGCUAACCUCCCGGCCGCGCCCCCUCCUUCCUCCCCUCCCCAAACCCUCGCUGCCAGUCCGGGCAGGCUGCGCGGAGGGGAGGGCUGCGGGGCCGGAGAGCCGGGCGCCUGGCGUUCCGGGGGCCGCCGGAUAUGGCCAGCCUUGGUGGACGGCGCGCUCUGGCCACCCGAAGCGUGGAUCUGCCGCCUUCAAGGAGCUCAGCCAUGUGGCCACUGAGCCAUCGUCACCUCUGUCUGGCCUUCCUGCUAGUCUGUGUCCUCUCUGCAAUCUCCUUCUUCCUCCACAUCCACCAAGACAGCAUUCGACACGGCCUAGGCCUGUCGGUCCUGUGUCCAGACCGCCACCUGGUGACACCCCCCGUGGCCAUCUUUUGUCUGCCGGGUACCCCGAUGAGCCCCAACACCUCCUCUCCCUGUUCCCAGCACCUUGCCUCCCUCUCCGGCACCUGGACGAUCUACCCCGAUGGCCGGUUUGGUAACCAAAUGGGGCAGUAUGCCACGCUGCUGGCCCUGGCCCAGCUCAACAGUCGCCGAGCCUUCAUCCUGCCCGCCAUGCACGCCGCGCUGGCCCCAGUCUUCCGCAUCACGCUGCCCGUGCUUGCCCCAGAGGUGGACAGCCGCACGCCCUGGCAGGAGCUGCGGCUUCACGACUGGAUGUCGGAGGAGUACGCGGAUUUGGGGGAUCCUUUCCUGAAGCUCUCCGGCUUCCCCUGUUCCUGGACUUUCUUCCAUCAUCUCCGGGAACAGAUCCGCAGUGAGUUCACGCUGCACGACCACCUUCGCGAAGAGGCGCAGAGCGUGCUGCGGCGGCUCCGCCUGGGGCGCUCGGGGGACCGGCCGCGCACGUUUGUGGGCGUCCACGUGCGCCGUGGGGACUACCUCCAGGUGAUGCCUCAGCGCUGGAAGGGCGUGGUGGCCAACAGCGCCUACCUCCGGGAGGCCAUGGACUGGUUCCGGGCACGGCAUGAAGCCCCGGUGUUUGUGGUCACCAGCAACGGCAUGGAGUGGUGUAGAGAAAACAUCGACACCUCGAAGGGCGAUGUGAUGUUUGCUGGCGACGGACAGGAGGCUUCCCCGUGGAAAGACUUUGCCCUGCUCACGCAGUGCAACCACACCAUCAUGACCAUCGGCACCUUCGGCUUCUGGGCUGCCUACCUGGCUGGCGGAGACACUGUCUACCUGGCCAACUUCACCCUGCCAGACUCUGAGUUCCUGAAGAUCUUCAAGCCCGAGGCCGCCUUCCUGCCCGAGUGGGUGGGCAUUAACGCAGACCUGUCUCCACUCUGGACACGGGCUGAGCCUUGAGAGCUGGGGAGACUUUCCGGAAUAGCCUGAUCUCUCUAGAGCCAGCAGCAGUCUGUGGCUCCAGAAGCCUGGCAUCUUCUGGAGAAGCUUGUGGCGUUCCUGAAGCCAAUGGGCACCCUUUUCCAGAGCGAUUCUAGUUGGGAGAGCUGGAGAGAAGGGGGACCUUUCUGGAACUGUCUGAACAUCUAGAACCAGCAAAAUGUCUUUUUCUGAUGGCUGGCAGGCAGUUCUAGAAGCCACAGUGCCCCCCUGCUCUUCCCAGCCCAUAUCUCGAGUAGUUCCAGAUGGCCGUGCCCAGGAAUAGAAAACUCUCCCUCUGCUCUUUUCUAUAAAAGGUUUACUGCUCCCCUGUGUCCUCAGAAGACUGAGGGAACACAUGGUUGGUCCAGAGCAAGCAUUCAGCAAGUCCCGUUCUGUGUUUCUGGAGUGAUUCUAGAAGGAGACUUGUUCUAGAGAGGGCCAGGUUUGAUGCCUUUGAAGAACCCUGCAGGGCCCUUCUGGAGGGGAUGGCGUUCUGGAAAUCCAGAUAACUAAGGUGAAGAAUCUUUUUGUUUUUUUGUUUUUGGAGACAGGGUCUUGCUCUAUUGCCCAGGUUGGAGUCUGGAGUACAGUGUCACGAUCAUAGCUCACUGAAACCUUGAAUGCCUGAGCUCAAGGGAUCCUCCUGCCUCAGCCUCCUGAAUAGCUGGGACUACAGAUGCACACCACCACACCUGGCUAAUUUUUGUAUUUUUAGCAGAGUCGGGGUUUCACCAUGUUGGCCAGGAUGGUCUCAAUCUCCUGACCUCAUGAUCCACCUGCCUCAGCCUCCUGAAGUGCUGGGAUUACAGGCAUGAGCCACUGCGCCUGGCCCAGCUAAUUUUUUUUUUGUUUGUUUUAUUUUUGUAGAGACAAGACCUUGUGAUAUUGUCCAGUCUGUUGUUGAACUCCUGGCUUCAAGCAGUCCUCCCACUUUGGCCUCCCAGAAUGCUGGGAUUACAGAGGUGGCCAAGUGAAGAAUCUAAUGAAUGUACAACUAGAAGCUCAGUGCCCAGCAUUGCUGGAAAGAUCGACAUGAAAGACAAACCAUCUCUAGUUGGCCAGCGUCUUGCUCAGUUCACAGUCUCUGGAAAAACUGGGGUAGUUGGUGAGCAGAGUGGGAGUCUGUCCAACCCGGUCCCCAGCCCCUCAAAGACUUUUUUUCCUUUGUUUUGAGCAGACAGGCUAAAAUGUGAAAGUGGGGUGAGGAAUCACUGCUCAAUGGUGCAGCUUCUGGAGCAGAACUUUCCAGGGAUCCAAGAACACUUCUUUUUUAAAAUCGUAAACUGUCGAGACCUACAUAUAUUGGCUCCAAGUUCAGGUUGCCACUCACAAUGAAGGAAGUUGGUCUUUCUCUGCAGGUGGCCUGCUGGGGGUCUGGGAUCUGUUUUCUGGAAGUGUGCAGGCAUAAACACACCCUCUUGUGCUUGUGAAAAGCUGGCAGGUGUUGUGCUCAUUGCUAAUCAUUGUCUGCCCCUAAACUCACGAAACCACUGCGUCUGGCUUUGGGCAGGUCUGGGAUAAAAGGAUCCAAAGGUAUGCAGACCUUGGACCCAGCUUCAAACCCAGGCAGGAGGGCGAGGUCUGGCCAAGGUGGACAGGAUUGUUGAGCUCUCAGGAGCCCCCUGCUGUUUUUUGGUGGAUGAAAGAAGAGUCAACUCUGAUCACAUCCCCCGUCUACUCAUCCCACCUCUAGGCUUCUCAGGGAGUUACGGUGAAAUUAUACAGUUACCGUACAGUUCCCAACUCAGCUGCUACAGGUAAGAGAGCAGGAGGUAUGAAUUAAAAGUCCACAGCACCAA
Cebus imitator (Panamanian white-faced capuchin) is the source of this 3910-nucleotide messenger RNA. It is a transcript of the gene FUT1, whose product is annotated as fucosyltransferase 1 (H blood group). Gene Ontology annotation, cellular component: membrane. The transcript is spliced from 2 exons. Gene Ontology annotation, biological process: carbohydrate metabolic process. Gene Ontology annotation, molecular function: galactoside 2-alpha-L-fucosyltransferase activity. The record is from RefSeq and is a predicted model, not a curated record. The coding region runs from base 918 to 2090 and encodes 390 amino acids. Lineage: Eukaryota; Metazoa; Chordata; Mammalia; Primates; Cebidae.